Miniopterus natalensis is the source of this 3412-nucleotide messenger RNA. RefSeq names its product zinc finger protein 182 (gene ZNF182). The record is from RefSeq and is a predicted model, not a curated record. Lineage: Eukaryota; Metazoa; Chordata; Mammalia; Chiroptera; Miniopteridae. Gene Ontology annotation, biological process: embryo development; regulation of transcription by RNA polymerase II. Gene Ontology annotation, cellular component: nucleus. Gene Ontology annotation, molecular function: DNA-binding transcription factor activity, RNA polymerase II-specific; RNA polymerase II cis-regulatory region sequence-specific DNA binding.
GGGGCUAAUGUCCUGGGGUAAUGUUUUAAAAAGUUGUUUUCUUGGCUAUUAACAGUUAAGUAUCACAUUUGAAUUCUAGAUUAGAAAAUAGAGAAAAAGAAAAGCGAAUUUUACGUCCCUAGAUUUACAUGUCUAUUCUUAGGCAUUUUUUAACGUGUAUAAGGCCUAUGCAUUUUUAAACAGUUUUAAAAUGGGUUCCUGCAGCUUUAUAACCUACUUUUCUUUUUUAGAUAUAUGUUCAGAGAAGUACACAGCUCACACAUCUGCCUUUUCCCAAGAAGAGCAGGAAAUGGUGGAAACCCAGGGACUCGUGACAUUUGAGGAUGUGGCUGUGGAUUUCACUCAGGAGGAGUGGCAGUACCUGAAUCCUCCACAGAGGAUCCUGUACAGGGACGUGAUGCUGGAGACCUACAGCAACCUGGUCUCUGUAGCAGGACAGCAGGCUACCAAACCAGAGCGCAUCCUCAAAUUGAAGGUAGAAGAGCCAUGCCUGGCAGAAGGAAAAAUCCCAAUUCGGAGCUUUCCAGAAACCUGCCAAGUUGAUGAACAGAUUGAGAGGCAGCACCAGGAUGACGAAGAUAAAUGUUUGUUGAUGCAAGUUGGAUUCCCUGACAAAAAAACAAUUCUCAUCAAGAGUGACCAUAACUAUAAUAAAUUUGGAAGCACACUUUAUAUGAGUACAAACCUAGUUGCUUCAAUACAAAGACCCUAUAAACAUGAGUCAUUUGGAAAUAAUAUGGUAGAUAAUUUAGAUUUAUUUAGUAGAAGCUCUGUAGGAAAGAAACAUGAUAAUGGAUGUGCAAAAUUAUUAUUCCACACUGAAUAUGAGAAAACAACUCCUGGAGUGAAAACCUAUGGAUAUAAAGAGUGUGGGAAGAACCUAAGGCGAAAGAAAGGUCUUAGUCUACAUCAGAGAAUUAAAAAUGGAGAGAAACCCUUUGAGUGUACUGCAUGUAAGAAAACCUUCAGCAAGAAGUCCCACCUCAUUGUACAUUGGAGAACUCAUACAGGAGAGAAACCUUUUGGAUGUACUGAAUGUGGAAAAGCCUUUAGCCAAAAAUCUCAGCUCAUUAUACACCUGAGAACUCAUACAGGAGAGCGGCCCUUUGAGUGUCCAGAAUGUGGAAAAGCCUUCAGAGAAAAGUCAACUGUCAUCAUACAUUACAGGACACAUACAGGAGAGAAACCUUAUGAAUGUAAUGAAUGUGGAAAAGCCUUCACUCAGAAGUCAAACCUCAUCGUCCACCAGAAAACCCACACAGGAGAGAAAACUUAUGAAUGCACUAAAUGUGGGGAAUCUUUCAUACAGAAGCUUGAUCUAAUUAUACACCAUAGUACUCAUACAGGAAAGAAACCCCAUGAAUGUAAUGAGUGUAAGAAAACUUUCAGUGAUAAGUCAACUCUCAUUAUACAUCAGAGGACUCAUACGGGAGAGAAACCUCAUAAAUGUACUGAAUGUGGGAAGUCUUUUAAUGAGAAGUCAACUCUCAUUGUGCAUCAGAGAACUCACACAGGAGAGAAACCCUAUGAAUGUGAUGUGUGUGGGAAAACCUUCACCCAAAAGUCAAAUCUUGGUGUACAUCAGAGAACUCAUUCCGGAGAGAAACCCUUUGAAUGUAAUGAAUGUGAGAAAGCAUUCUCUCAGAAAUCCUAUCUCAUGUUACACCAGAGAGGUCAUACAGGAGAGAAGCCCUAUGAAUGCAAUGAAUGUGAAAAAGCAUUUUCUCAGAAAUCAUAUCUCAUUAUACAUCAAAGAACUCAUACAGAAGAAAAACCCUAUAAGUGUAAUGAAUGUGGCAAAGCGUUCAGAGAAAAGUCAAAGCUCAUUAUACAUCAGAGAAUUCACACAGGAGAGAAACCCUAUGAAUGUCCUGUAUGUUGGAAAGCUUUUAGCCAGAAGUCACAGCUCAUAAUACAUCAGCGAACACACACAGGAGAGAAACCCUAUGCAUGCACUGAGUGUGGCAAAGCCUUUAGAGAAAAAUCAACCUUCACUGUACACCAAAGAACUCAUACUGGAGAGAAACCCUAUAAGUGUACAGAAUGUGGGAAAGCCUUUACUCAAAAAUCAAACCUUAUUGUACAUCAGAGAACACAUACAGGAAAGAAAGCCCAUGGGAAAGGCCACACCCGGAAGCCAAAGCUCAUUGCACAUUAGAGAGUAAAUCAAUAGUGUCUGUUAUGUUCCCUGAAGGAAAGUUUUGUUAACAUUUUUAAAGUAUGCUCUGACUUCUGGUUCAAAUGUAGGAGAUAAAGUCAGCCUUUUUUCUUUUCAUUUAAGUCUUUACCCAAAAGCUACAGGGAGAUGAAGCAGAAAUGUAAUCUCUGUAUCUGACAAAAUUAGGAGACAGCUGAAACCCUGAUGAGAGGGCUGCCAUAGGCAGAUGUGGGAGAUCUCACAGGAGAGAGAAUGCUCAAGGCUGCAGGUGUGAGACAGCACUCGACUCUUAGCUGAGGUUUUGGAUAUACCCUGAGUGCAACACCAUAUACAAACACAACAUCAGUAACCCAUGGCAUGGGUAGGUGGGAGGUAGGAUGUUUCCUAGACUCAUUUGGCAAGGACUUGCUCAGAUAAACCAUAUUUAGCCAAAACUAUACUAAUUAAAGGAGCAAUUGGCGGCGGCUGGGGUGAGAGAAGGGAGUGUUCCUUGUGAUGAGCCCUACAGCUGCCCUAUUUACUGACUCCAGAGAAGUCAAGUCUGAAUGAACUAUCAAAUGGAAAAAAAAUCCCAGUUGUAAGAGAACCUCUGAUCAGCCUUAAAUGUGGCCCUGGUUUUUCCCCCCAACAUGAACUGCCAGCAAACAUCAAGUCCAGGAAAAACUCUUAUUUAAAGAGUGAUUCCAAAGUAACCAAAACCACAAACGUACAUGGCUUUUCCAGCCAUUCCACUCCUAGGAAUGCAUAUACUCAUGCAUGUAUAAAAUGAUGAACCCACAGAGGUAUUCAUUGAUGCAGUGUUUUGAAAACAAAAGGUUGGAAGCUGUCAAAAUGACACCACCAGGGGUCUGGUUCCUGAAAUCCUGGUACACUGAUAGAGCAAACUCCUAGGUUGACUAAAAUGUAUAAAGAGAACUUGGACACCAUUUAUGUAGUGAUGUGGGAUGACCUCCAACAUACAUAGUUAGGUGGAAAAAACAAGGUGCAAGAUAGUGAGUAUAAUGUGCUACAACUUGUAUAUAAAAAAGAGAACAUGUGGUAAGUACAUAAUUUAGUGUAUAUGUGUAAACUGUCUCUGGAAAAAUACACAAGAAGCUGGGAACCAUGGUUACCUCUGGGAAAGAGAAGGGGAAGUGGGUAGCUGGGGUUAUGGAAUUGGGAGGGAGACAACUGUAUAUUCUUUCGUAACUUUUGAAAAUUGUACUAUGUGGAUGUACUACCUUAUCAAUAAGUGAAUAAAACUUUAAAAGCAUA